This is a messenger RNA of Budorcas taxicolor (takin), 2296 nucleotides long. RefSeq names its product catalase (gene CAT). The record is from RefSeq and is a predicted model, not a curated record. Gene Ontology annotation, cellular component: peroxisome; cytoplasm; mitochondrion. NCBI's taxonomy places the organism in Eukaryota, Metazoa, Chordata, Mammalia, Artiodactyla, Bovidae. The coding region runs from base 86 to 1669 and encodes 527 amino acids. The transcript has 13 exons. Gene Ontology annotation, molecular function: catalase activity; heme binding. Gene Ontology annotation, biological process: response to hydrogen peroxide; hydrogen peroxide catabolic process.
GUCUGAAGUCGCCUAUUUCAGCUGCGGCGCUGGAGACGCGUGAGCCGAGCCCACCUGCAAAGUUCUGCAGCGCCGCUCAGACACCAUGGCGGACAACCGGGAUCCAGCCAGCGACCAGAUGAAACACUGGAAGGAGCAGAGGGCCGCGCAGAAACCUGAUGUCCUGACCACUGGUGCCGGUAAUCCAGUAGGAGACAAACUCAAUGUUCUGACGGUAGGGCCCCGAGGGCCCCUUCUCGUCCAGGAUGUGGUUUUCACUGAUGAAAUGGCUCACUUUGACCGGGAGAGAAUUCCUGAGAGAGUCGUGCAUGCCAAAGGAGCAGGGGCUUUUGGCUACUUUGAGGUCACACAUGACAUUACCAGAUACUCCAAGGCGAAGGUGUUUGAGCAUAUUGGAAAGAGGACGCCCAUUGCAGUUCGCUUCUCCACUGUUGCUGGAGAAUCAGGCUCAGCUGACACAGUGCGUGACCCUCGUGGCUUUGCAGUGAAAUUUUACACAGAAGAUGGUAAUUGGGAUCUUGUUGGAAAUAACACCCCCAUUUUCUUCAUCAGGGAUGCUCUAUUGUUUCCGUCCUUUAUCCACAGCCAGAAGAGAAACCCUCAAACACACCUGAAGGAUCCGGACAUGGUCUGGGACUUCUGGAGCCUGCGUCCUGAGUCUCUGCAUCAGGUUUCCUUCCUGUUCAGUGAUCGAGGGAUUCCAGAUGGACACAGGCACAUGAACGGAUAUGGAUCACAUACUUUCAAGCUGGUUAAUGCUAAUGGAGAGGCAGUUUAUUGCAAAUUCCAUUAUAAGACUGAUCAGGGCAUCAAAAACCUUUCUGUUGAAGAUGCAGCAAGACUUGCCCACGAAGAUCCUGACUACGGCCUCCGCGAUCUUUUCAAUGCCAUCGCCACAGGCAACUACCCCUCCUGGACUUUAUACAUCCAGGUCAUGACAUUUAGUGAGGCAGAAACUUUUCCAUUUAAUCCAUUUGAUCUUACUAAGGUUUGGCCUCACAAUGACUACCCUCUUAUCCCAGUUGGUAAACUGGUCUUAAACCGGAACCCAGUUAAUUACUUUGCUGAAGUUGAACAGUUGGCUUUUGACCCAAGCAACAUGCCACCCGGCAUCGAGCCCAGCCCUGACAAAAUGCUUCAGGGCCGCCUUUUCGCCUAUCCUGACACUCACCGCCACCGCCUGGGACCCAACUAUCUCCAGAUACCUGUGAACUGCCCCUACCGUGCGCGAGUGGCCAACUACCAGCGCGACGGCCCCAUGUGCAUGAUGGACAAUCAGGGUGGGGCUCCAAAUUACUACCCCAAUAGCUUUAGUGCUCCCGAGCAUCAGCCUUCUGCCCUGGAACAUAGGACCCACUUUUCUGGGGAUGUACAGCGCUUCAACAGUGCCAACGAUGACAAUGUCACUCAGGUGCGGGAUUUCUAUUUGAAAGUACUGAAUGAGGAGCAGAGGAAACGCCUGUGUGAGAACAUUGCGGGCCAUCUGAAAGACGCACAGCUUUUUAUCCAGAAGAAAGCGGUUAAGAACUUCAGUGAUGUCCAUCCUGAAUAUGGCUCCCGCAUCCAGGCUCUUUUGGACAAAUACAAUGAGGAGAAACCUAAGAACGCAGUUCACACCUACGUGCAGCAUGGGUCUCACUUGUCUGCAAGGGAGAAAGCUAAUCUCUGAGGGUCGGGGGCCCUGGUUCUGCACCACCUUGCCAUCCGCCUGUGAAGCAAAGCCUGUGUUCACACCUGUACCCACUGAUCGCUGGAUGGAAGAUUCUCCUGCACUAGACGUGCAAAUGCAAGCUUGUGUCUGCAAAAUGAUAAUCCAGAUUUCUAUCACAAAUGAUGUAAUAAUGGCUUUUAAUCCUACUUUCCUGUGGAUGAAUGAAGGUUAGGGCUUAACAAUCAUUUAAAAGAAACAUGUAUUUGCUUUUGACAGCUGAUUAUUCACUUAAAAUGACUAGAAUGAAAGUUUCUAGCAGAAAUACAAUUUUAUUUGACAAGAAAAAAUCUUAGUGACAUUAAUGUUUACAUAUCAUCUCAUGGCCUAUUUUAUAAAAAUAUCACUGUAAUUAUAUAAGAAGAAAAGAUAAAGAUAAUUUACUGAGAAAUUUAAAUUUUUCUAAGUUCCCAUGAGGAAGAACACAUUGCUAUCUUUUGAAAAUAACUUCAGCACCAUCAUGGCUUGAUGUUUAUUCCUGCUUUGAAUUAAUCAGAUUUUUUAAAACUUGGAAUUACAUUUAUCCUAAUACAGCACUGAUUUUGCAGUAGACUGAUUUGUAAUUGCUUUCCUUUUUCCAAUAAAAUA